Messenger RNA from Cyprinus carpio (common carp), 2406 nucleotides. RefSeq lists its product as uncharacterized. Lineage: Eukaryota; Metazoa; Chordata; Actinopteri; Cypriniformes; Cyprinidae. The transcript has 11 exons. The coding region runs from base 86 to 2170 and encodes 694 amino acids. The record is from RefSeq and is a predicted model, not a curated record.
CUCCAGCACAAGACAACUACCCUCAUUUCGUAUCGUUGUCGCGUCGCGCGCCUCACAAGUGUUCAGUCGACGGACAGCGAUUACAAUGCCACGCAGAUGUGCUGUUCCUGGCUGUGGACAAACGACAUCUUUGAAUACGCUGCCGAAAGAUCCUGACGUCAGGGAAAAAUGGAUGCAGUUUAUUUUUUGCGGACGUCCCAGUCACGGCAGUGCUAAUUUAAGUGUUUGUUCUAUACAUUUUAAGGAUGACUGUUUUGAGAACAAAUACCAAUAUGAUUCUGGCUUUGCCAAAAAACUGUUGCUCAAAGACAAGGCCGUGCCUACUAUUCUGUGCUCAACAACGACGACGCAAACUAGACCGCCAUGUUCAGGCCCCAUAUCAAAAGAUGUUGGCUGUCAAACUGACCAACCCACUAAUACAUCUGUGGGCACACAGCUGUCGUUUCGAACCAUGAGACCCAAGUGUCGUAGCAAAGAAACACAAACAGAGCAGUUCUCAAUUCUUUCAAGUGGUGAUGUCGCCAUACCCUGGACUACUUCACAUCCUUUUACUUCAACACCUUUAAAAGAUGAAAAGCCUUACAAAAGGCGUCGCUUUGAAUUGGAGGAGGAAGAAAGUGUGUCUUUUGAAGAAGUCUGUGACACUCAGGACGUAACAUAUGACCCUGCUCAGUCUGUCACCAGUGUGACUGAACCAUCAAAGCAUUCCAUGUACACAUCCAAAGCCUCUCAUGAAGACACCAAAUAUAUUGUGUUUGAAAACUGUCUUUUUGAACUGUUUGAGACCUGUCCAGUAUGUUCAAGAGCCUGCAAUAUUCAGCCUCGUAGCAAUGGGACUUUUUUGGCCAUUGAUCAACGUUGCCCGCAUUGUGAGUACUUCAGACAGUGGAAGAGCCAACCCUGUGUUGGCAGUACCCCUGUUGGUAACCUCCAGCUGUCUGCUUCCCUGUACUUCUCUGGAGCUUCAUUCUUCCAGAUGAAAAAGGUAUUUGAGUCAAUGCAUUUGAAGAUGUUCACAUACAGAACCUUCAGAAGGCAUGCCAGCAUGUACCUGGAACCACUAAUAAUAUAUAAGUGGAAGAAGGAACAGGUGGAUUUAGUGAAGGAUCUCUGUGAGGCGGACAAGGUGAUAAUUGGUGGCGAUAUGAGAGCUGAUUCGCCAGGCCAUUCAGCAAAGUAUGGGAGCUACACCACAAUGGAUCUUCAAAAGAACCUCAUAAUAGACAUCCAGCUAGUGCAAAGUAAUGAGGUCGGUGGUAGCUACGACAUUGAGAAAGAAGGGUUAAAACGAAGCCUGGAAUGGCUGGAGGAAUGUGGUGUAAGGCUAGACUGCAUUGUGACAGACCGACAUCCCCAGAUUCAAAAGUUUCUGAAAGAACGAAAUGUCACACAGUACUACGAUGUCUGGCAUUUGGAGAAAGGGUUGUCAAAGAAGUUAGAGCAAAUUGCCAGAGACAAGGACUGUUCAAUAGUGAAAAAGUGGCAGCACAGCAUAAGAAACCAUCUCUACUGGACUGCAGUAUCCUCUACAUCAGGACCAGAGAAGGUAGCCAAGUGGAAGUCCCUCAUCAAUCACAUUCAGGAUGUUCACAUCCAUGAUGAUCCAUUAUACCCACAAUGUGAACAUUCACAUCGAGUGUCUAAGGGCAGCAGUAAACACUUCAAACCUGGUUCAAAACCACUUUACAGAGUCGAAAAGGUGCUGACUAACAACAGAGUCCUCAAAGAUGUAGCAAAGCUCAGCCCUCACUUCCAGACCUCAUCCUUGGAGGCCUUUCACAGUGUUAUUUUACGCUUUGCCCCCAAAAGUGUGGUAUUUCCUUUUAUUGGAAUGCUGUGCAGGUUGUAUUUGGCUGGCAUGCAUUUCAAUGAAAAUUCAAACCGUCCAAAGGCUACUACAUCAUCUGGAAAGCCAAUGUACAGACUUUUGUUCCCCAAGGCUAAAAAAGGAUUGUACACCAUAAAACCAGUGACAUCCAACCCAACGUACUGCUACGUCUACAAUCUGAUGACACUGCUUUUUGAAAAGGUUCUGCCAGAUCCUUUUCCCUACAUGGAGGAACUGCAUAAAAUUACAGUGCCUGACAGUCUAUGCACACAGUAUGACAGACCUUCAUUGGAGGAGGCCAUUGCUGAGCACGUAUCAAGGUUUAGUCAAGGGGCAGUUUGAAUCCGACAUAGCUGCCUUCCGCAUCUGGGAAUUUUUGCCGUAUAUACAGGACAACACAUGAUGGUAUUACAACCCUGAUCUUUCUGCCUAGAUAGACCCAGCACCAACUGACAAAGCUUCUGUAAGCCAAAUGCCUGUAGCGCCUGAUGGAAACAGAGAAAAGACAUUUCAAAUUAUACAUUCAAAAGGUGUUUUGUAAAGUGUUGUGUGUGUGUGUGUCAAAACGAUUGUUAUUU